Molecule: messenger RNA, 2033 nt
Organism: Vitrella brassicaformis
Lineage: Eukaryota; Vitrellaceae
Source: the annotation of a GenBank genome assembly
AGACGGAACGCGCUGGUAUGGGCUUUGUUUGAGGUGCUCGUCACCACUGUCAACAGAUCUGGAGAGAUCGGCGUCAACCAAUGGAGCUCAACUCAUCGUUUCUCUCCAGGUAUCUGCUCACCGGCCUCGUGGCGGGCACUGCAGUCGGCACGGUCAUCGGCUAUGCCAUCGCGUCACUGACACGAAGGAAGAGCAAGCGCAUCGCCAUCGACGACGCAUCGGCUGCGCUGGAGAGGGCCCUUGCAACGAUGGAAGGCGGCAUGCAUCACCAUGAGCCAAAGAGAGUGAGGAGAGAUGGGACUGACGCGAAUGCUCACGCGAAGGAGGAAGAAGAAGCGAUGAGGGAGCAGCUGAUCAGGAACUACCAGUUCUUCGGUGAGGAGGGGCAGUCCAAGGUUCGCGGUAGCUUUGUUGUGGUCAUCGGUCUGGGCGGCGUCGGCUCUCACUGCGCCGUAUCUCUGGCCCGCUCGGGCGUCGGCCACAUCCGCAUUGUCGACUUCGACCGCGUGAGCCUGUCCAGCCUCAAUAGGCAUGCGUGUGCGACAAGAAGGGAGGUCGGACUGAGCAAGACAGAGGCCAUCAGGAGAUGCAUUCAUGCCAUAUCGCCACACACGAAGGUGGGUGUGUGGGUGGGUGUGUGGAUGGGGGUGUGUGCCGGUCAUCGCACCUUUCUGUCUGCCUGUCUGCAGGUGGAUGCCCGCGAGACCUUGUUUGAGCUGUCCCAGGCCGAGUCUCUGCUCGAGGGGCGGCCCGACUAUGUGGUUGACUGCAUCGACAACGUGCCCACCAAAGUGGACCUGAUCGCCUACUGCGUCGAGCACAGCCUCCCUCUCAUCAGCGCGUGCGGCUCUGCGUGCAAGGCCGACCCAACCAAGCUCAGAAUCGACGACAUCGAAAACACUGUCGAGGUGCGAUUUGUCAAGGCAGCACCUGUAUCCACACACACAUUGAUUGCCUUUGAAUGCAAUGCGUGUGCAGGACGAUUUGGCCCGUGCUGUGCGGGUGCGUCUGCGUCAGCGUGGCAUCGAGCGGGGCGUCAUGGUGUGCUACUCGACAGAGAGGACAGAGAGGGCGCUGCUGCCGCUGAGGGACUACCAGGAAGACAACCCUGCCGACUUCGUCCCGCUGCCCAACUUCAGGGUGCGCAUCUUGCCUGUCAUCGGUCCGCUGCCGGCCAUCAUGGGCCAGUCAAUCGCUGUGUUUGUGCUGACGUCACUGGCCGACCAGCCUAUUGGGCAGGCGGGCGCUCCAGCUGCAGCUGAGUGGCAGAUCAGGCGCAAGAACUACAGGAAGCUCUUCACAGCCGUCAAGACCGCCGUCAUAUCGUAAGUCGAUAGUCAUAGAACAGAAAAGUGCUGUUGCUGUGUGCAUCACGUGUGUUGGUGUGUGUUGAUGUGUGUGUGCAGGGAGACGAACGACAGGAGUGCGGCCAAUGCGGCCGAGCUGCCUUUCGAUGCGUCGUCUUGCCUGUAUGUUGAUGUGUAUGGCGGCAAGUGCGCCAUCACACGGCAGACGGGGGUCGUCGGCACCCUGGAAUUCGUUCCUUGGUACGCACCCACGCACCCACGCACCCACCCACAUGCAGGGAACACGGACUCGUGUGGCCUUAUGUGUCCCCGCCCGCCUGCUCUCUUUGUUCAGGCUCUUCGAGAGAGGCCGCAUCCGUGAGAGCGUCAGUGCCGAGAAGAUGGUCUUGUGCAGUGCCCCAGAGGCCCGGCGGCACCUCUCAGAAGGCGGCACGGACGACCGCAACCAGCAGCUGUGGGGCCCAGAGACCACUCAGCACGUGCAGCAGCUGAUCGACAAGGCCCGAGACGCCCUCAGCAAGCUGAAGAGCCAGAGCCAGCUAAUGAGUGACAGCGAUGGUGUGGUUGUCGAGCGAGAGAGGGACUUCGCGAGUGAGAGGGUGGGGGGAGGCCAAAAGAGAAGUGAGAGGGAGAGAAGGCGCCGUGAGAUGGAGGAGGAGGAGGAUGGAUGUAUCCAUGAAGGCGGCUGGGAUGCACUGUGGGAAGAUGAAUGACGCUUGAUCGGUU